This is a messenger RNA of Megalops cyprinoides (Indo-Pacific tarpon), 1892 nucleotides long. It is a transcript of the gene cfap100, whose product is annotated as cilia and flagella associated protein 100. The coding region runs from base 129 to 1892 and encodes 587 amino acids. NCBI's taxonomy places the organism in Eukaryota, Metazoa, Chordata, Actinopteri, Elopiformes, Megalopidae. The transcript is spliced from 16 exons. The record is from RefSeq and is a predicted model, not a curated record.
CAGAGGGGUCGGAAAGAAUCCUAUCAAGAUGCAGGCGUGCCACAUCGAUUAGGCUCCCGAACACAGAGAAAUAGCCCACUCAUGAUAUCUGCUUUAUUACUGUAGCCUAAAGUAAGUAAGCUCACAAGAUGUUAUCGCCGGUAUCUUCAGACGCCCUAGUGAAGGAGCCCGCAUCACACAAGAAAAAGACAACUAAAGCUGGUCCACUGGUUGCUGCCAAGUCUAGGCACCUCAAGUCCACAGUCUCAGAGAUGGAGGGCGACACAGAGCACUGUGAGAGGAACCCGUUCACGAUGCCGGCCGACAGCAACAUCUUCCUGCUCAGGAAAGCGGAACAAGAGCGCAAGAAAAUGGAGCACCAGACGAAGCUGAAGAUGAAGGUCCAUGAGAAGGGCCUCCACGCGGCGCGGACGAAAGCCAAUCAGGCGGAGCUGCGGAGGGAGCUUCGGAUGGAGGAGGAGGAGGGUCUCCAAGGAGACGGGGAAGAAAAGCUUUUGGAGCUCAGGGACCACCCUGCCUGGAAGAUUGCUAUGAUCAAAGAUCGCAAUAUUGACAAGGAGAGCAUCAAUGAAUUCAUCAGGAAGAAACGGGAGAUGUUUCUCCUGGAGUACGCUCUGACCGUAAAGCGCGAAGAGAUGCAGCACCUGGAGGAAGUGGCCGCCACAGAGGAGAGGAAGCUGAUACGGGCCGAGAAGUUCCUGGAGAAGGACUCCAUCAUGUUUGACGAGUUCCUCAAGGAGAACGACAAGAACUCAGUGGAGGCCAUAAGAAUUGCAGAACAGGAGGCCAAAGUCAAGCUGGAGAAAGUGGCCGAGAUCAAGAGGAUUACAGCCAAAAUGGUGGCCAUUAAAAGUGACAUCUCCAAAUACGAGGACAUCCUGACGGAGUACAGCAUGUACAAGGACUUCCUGCUGAAGCUGUCCCCCCAGGAGUGGCAGAACGAGCAGGCUCGAAAGAGGAAGAUGCGGGGGGCCAAUCCUGCCAGAGACAAGGACCAUGAUAAGGACAAGGACAAGAAGACAGGGCAGCAAGAUAAACGAGCAGAGUCCCGGUCCUCCACUGUAAGGAGGGAGCUUCCUCCCCUGCGGGACCCAAGAAUGCCAUCCCGGCAGAGCCCCAAGCCAGCCCGCCAAAGCCAGAAACCGACUGCAGAAUCUAGAACUGAGGAUCCCAGCUUGUCUGAUUAUGAGGAGGAGCCUGAGCUGUACUUCACAGACCCCCAGCAGCUGCUGGACCUGCUGACUGAGCUGGAGGAGCAGAAUCUUUCCCUGAUCCAGAACUCCCGCGAGACCGAGGAAGCACUGGAGGAGUUACGCCAGGUCAUGGAAAAGACCCGCCAGAAAAUGGAGCGGGAGACGGAGCAGCUGAUGCGGCAGAUUGACCUGAUGACCCAGAGCAUCCAGCAGGAGGAGGACAGGGCGGCCGAGCUGGAGAUCAAGGCCCGCCUCUUCUCCUACGGGAAGUACAAAGAGGACGACCAGGACAGCAUGCUGGAGUCACUGGGGCAGAAGGUGGAGGAGGUGUUCCGCAGCUGCGUCGGCGACAGCGAGGGGACCCUCAGCACCCUGCAGAUGCUGACCGCCAUCGAGGGGAAGCUGGGAGAGCUGCUGGAGAACGUGGAGACCAUCCCGCGGGACCGCGUGCUGAUGGCCGAGCGGGCCAAGGAGAGGGAGAGGAGGCUCAGGCUGCGGGAGGAGAAGAUUCAGCAGCAGAAGCAGCACCAGGAGGAGAGGUUGCGGAAGGCCCUGGAGAGAGCGCAGGCCGACAUCACCAAAACGACCGGGAGGAAGCUGAUGUUUCGUUCCCGACCCCCAGAGCGCAAAGUCAAGCAGAGCCUGGACCAAGACAAUACCGACAAGGAGAAAGAGGAGCAUCUCUAUUUCUUUACAUAG